GACAACCAUCCAUCAUCCGAAAUGUCUCCCAUGAGUGCCGCCGAAUUUUUCGAGCCUGCCAUGGACAGGCCACCCUCCCCAAGCAGACUUCGGCAGCUGAACUCGCAGAUGAGGCGAGCUUCACAGCUGCGCCGCCAGAACGGACACCGCACCGCCGCGUCGGCAUCAGUGGCGUCCAACAGUGAGAAUCCAGGGUGGGAGCAGACCUUGGAGAACCUGUCACUUGGCAGACGCGCUUCUGUCAAGUCCACUGGUAGCAGCGCCCAUUCGAGAGAGCGCUCAGAUAGCAUCUACGGCUUUGGAAAGAAUCCCUUCCAUCGGCGAGUGAGAUCCAAGCGUGAGAGCAGCGCCAACUCUUCCUCAGCUAGCUCCAUGUAUUCUGCUGAGGUGCCGCCGGACAAUGCCAUUGCUCCAGCCCCCAAAGAAUCAUUCAUACAGGCUUUUGCUCGACGACGAGCUUCCCGAGAUGACACUGCGGCAGCACAGAAGAAGCUGCAGAUCUCGGGUCCUUACAACUUCCAGCAUGUCAUGCACACUAAUCGUGACGAGGCUGCCACGCAGGAGGCCCCCGAGCAGCUGACGAUGCGGGCAACCGGCCCAACAAGCGCUCCCAAUGCGAACGAUGGGUCCAGCCUUCUCUUCCACCCUGACGCCUACAACGACUCUGGCGCGUUCUUCUCCCGACCAGCUGCCUCAUCACGCCAGUCAGCUGUUCCAUCAGUUGGACCUCGUCGGCUGAUGAGGCGGAUCCGAUCGCAGGACCAGCUGCGAGGAAGCACUCCAUCCAUGUCACCACCACCCAGACCACCCAGAUCCCCCAUCCACCCCACCGCUCCGCAACCUGGCUCUCCCGUUUCGCCCUCUCGCAGACCAAGCCUCCAAGUGGCAUACGAAGAUGCGGAGGGGCAGCUCCCGGUCGUCAAUAUCGAACGGCCAAAGACCAGCGGCGGUUUCCGGCACCCGCAGCCGUAUAACCCUAAUGAUCCAGUCGAGCCACUCCCGCCUAUGCCGAUCAUAACUAGCCGAGAAGACUUUCAUGUUUAUAACACGAUGCUCUCGCCAAUCCAGCCUUCGCCUACUGAGCCCGCUUGGCCGCUCGCCAGCCCUACAUUGGCAACAUACGAGACCCCGCUUGCCGAUGUUCCGGAGGAAGACGAGCACGCUGCCGCCCAUCGACGAUCCAUCCGGGGCAGCCAAUCUGUACCUAUGCUUCGCAAAUCCCAUCGCCCAGCCAGCAACGCGUCAGAGACUCUUGGUAACCUUCACAUGGCAUCGGUGGUGCAGCAGCUGCAGCAGGUUGCUGAGAGCUGGGAGGACGACAUUGACUAUUGUUAUGAGCACGAAGCUGAGGCUGACUGCGACUACCAGUGGGACCGUGACUCCAUGGAUACUGCUCGCGAUAGCGAUACUCUCCCGGUGGAGGUGACUAUGCGAGCAGAGGACAUCGAGGUGCCUAUCGGGACCGCAAGAUCGUCUCCUGGCAUGCUUUCUGUAGCCACAUUUGACGUUCCCGGCCUGAGCCCCAUUAGUCAAACAUCAACACCCACUAUCCAAGAGGCCAUCACACCUGUUUUCAGUGCCCCUGCUCCCAACAACUUCUCUCUUCCCCUCCUUGACAAGAAGAAGCUGUUCCGCGUUUCGCAUGCGUCAAGCUUUAAGGAGUCUCACGGCUUUACCUUGUCGCCUUCGCUGCUCAUUCCUGGUGAUUUCCAUCAGCAGAUGCUCCUUGAAGAGGGCGCCAGACACGAGUAUCCCGACGAGGACGAGCUGGCGCUACCAUACAACCAAGGGGCUAUGUAUGACGAAACUACCAAGCCUAUGCAGUGGUCGCAGCAGCGCGCGAGUACCUCCACGACGGGGACUGUCUCCACUCACUCUGAUUCGACUGCCGAUCGCCACAUCUCUACCAAUUCUACUUGGUCGUUUUUCAGCCGCCACACAGCUAGCAGCAGCGGGUCUGUGCACAAGAUGACUGGAUCCUGGACCGAGUCGGCAGAGCCUCUUCCCGUAUCUCAGGUCGAUGUGCUACCACACGUUGACGCAGAUGAGGAGGCGGGUAUUACCAGCCCACAAGACACAGUUCCCGAACUUGUCUCAUUCCCUCUGGGCCCAUCCAGGAAGUCUUCUCACAAGUCUCACGCUAGCGAGUCGAUCAUCCACGAGGAGCCUUCAUUCAAGCAAUUUGAGGCGGGCCAGAGACGGGGCCCUCGAGCCAGGACUGCCAGUCUGAGCAGCCAGGCACCCCCCGUGGGACAGUAUGCCUUGUUUCCCCGAUCAUACAUCAAGCCAACCGGCGACCGCAUCUAA
Messenger RNA from Trichoderma virens Gv29-8, 2307 nucleotides. RefSeq lists its product as uncharacterized. NCBI's taxonomy places the organism in Eukaryota, Fungi, Ascomycota, Sordariomycetes, Hypocreales, Hypocreaceae. The annotation marks the transcript as partial. The transcript has 2 exons. The record is from RefSeq and is a predicted model, not a curated record.